UGACAGCCUGUAAGAGGGCAGCAGCUGGCUUGGAGCUCCCUCUUGCAGUGGUUCCAUCUGCUUCCUGUGCAAUGGAGAGCUGCAAAGCAUUACUGGGAAUCUGUGACAUGGGCACAAAGGAGUGAAUGAGGGGAGCAAGACCCCCCAUUUCCCCCCCUCUCUCUCAUCACAAGAACCCCCCCAGACCAGAGCUUGCAGCUGCAUCCUGACAAUGCAUUGCAAGAGAGAGCUGGAGCAGCAAUCAACCACCAUCAUCACCAUCUUCUAGACUGGAGAGCCUGGCAAGGCCAGAUCAGCCCCCUUCCUUCCCCCCUUGUUGCAGGGUGUCAUAGAACUUAACAUGGAAGGAUCCAGGCAAAGCCGGCUAUCGCGGCCCCACAAGAUCAGCGAAUCAUCUAAGUUGUAUCAGAGUCCUGACAACUCCAGCCAAAUCCUUCACAGCCUGGACGAGCAAAGGCAAAAGGGACUGUUCUGUGAUGUCAUCCUGGUGGCCGACGACCAAAGAGUCCCAGCCCACAGAAACGUUCUGUCCGCCUGUAGCGACUACUUCAACUCCAUGUUCACUAUUGGCAUGAAGGAAGCCCACCAGACCGAGGUGGAGCUGGUCGGGGCCUCCUACACUGGCCUCAAAGCGGUCGUCGACUUCCUGUACAGCAGCGACUUGACUUUAGAUGGCGGCAACAUCGACUACAUUCUGGAGACGGCCCACCUCCUUCAAAUCUGGAAAGUGGUGGAUUUCUGCUGCGAAUAUCUGGAGAGCGAGGUCGGCGAGGAGAAUUACCUCUAUCUACAGGAGCUGGCCUCCAUUUACAGUCUGGAUCGGCUUGGGUCUUACAUCGACUCCUUCAUCUUGAACAAUUACAGCUGCAUGGCUUUCACCAAUGACUACUUGCAGAACGUCAGUGUCCAGAAGCUGUGCCAGUACCUUGCGAGCAACCGGAUUCAGCACGUGAGCGAACACGAAGUUCUACAGUCCGCUCUUCAGUGGCUGACCCACAACCCCGAUCGAGAGGGCCAAGCCUAUCAGAUCCUGCAGAACAUCCGAUUCUCACUCAUCUCCAAGAGUGACCUUGUGCAACAGGUGAAACCUGCCAUGUCGUCGCUCCUGCCAAAAAACGCCAGCUGCGAGGGCCUGGUGGAUGAAGCCAUUCAUUACCAUUCCAAUGUGGCUGCCCAGCCGCUCCUCCAGAACAUCCGCAGCUCUCUUCGUAAUGGAACAGAAAGGCUGCUCUUCAUAGGUGGGGAGGUCUCUGAACACUGCCUCGAGCUCAGCGAUGAUGUUUACAGCCUUGACCUUCAGAAGGAACAGUGGCUCUCGGAGACUCGACUUCCGGCAAGAAGGAGCCACCACUGUGUCACGGCCCUGGGUGACUUCAUCUAUGUCGCUGGUGGGAGCUUCUCAAUCGAUGAUGGCGGUGACGCAGCCUCCAACAUUCUCUACAGAUUUGAUCCUCGCUGUGGUCAAUGGAUCCAGGUGGCUGCCAUGAACCAACCUCGAGUGGACUUCUAUCUGGCCUCGAUGAGUGAUAAGCUGGUCGCGGUGGGUGGGAGGAAUGAAAACGGGGCCAUGUCUUCGGUGGAAAUCUACUGCCCCCGACUGGAUGCCUGGACCUACGUGUCGGAGCUCCCCAGAUUCACGUACGGCCAUGCAGGCACCGUCCACAAAGACUUCAUCUACAUAUCCGGAGGACACGACUACCAGAUUGGCCCCUACAGGAAGAACCUGCUGUGUUACGACCCCCGGGCAGACGUCUGGGAGGAGCGGAGACCCAUGAUCACCGCCCGGGGCUGGCACAGCAUGUGCACUCUGGACGAAUGCAUAUAUGCCAUAGGGGGGAGCGAUGACAACCAGAACUCCAUGGAGCGCUUUGACAUCCACAGCGUGGAGUGCUACAGUCCCCAGUGCGACCAGUGGGUGCGCAUCGCUCCCCUUCUCCAGCCUAACAGCGAAUCCGGCGUGGCGGUCCUGGAUGGCAAAAUUUACAUCCUGGGUGGCUACAGCUGGGAGAACACCACAUUCUCCAGAAUGGUCCAGGUCUACGACAAGGACAGGAAAAAAUGGGUGAAAGGGUCCGACCUUCCCAAGACCGUGGCCGGCGUCUCUGCUUGCGUUUGCGUGAUGAAAAACAGAGGCGACGACAGGAAUAAAAAAAGCAAGAUGAAAAGGCACUCCGAUAGAGGAUGGUGAAGGGCGGCUAGCGAGGGUGAUGAACCCAUUGCAAAGACUGAACCUUCCAUGUGUGUGGACUCAAAGUGUACCUGUCUAGUACGCAGUGAUUUUGUCCAUUGAGAAGUUGGCAGUUGCUUCCUCAUUUUAUUUUAUUUUUGCCGCCGGUGAUGUCGCCAAAUCCUCAGUGCCGAGGCUCUUUUUACCCCUUUCUAGGGCAGUUAUCUGCAGAUUAGUAACUAAUACAGGGCAAUAUAAGCUGGGAACUUUCACUGCUUUGUUUGGCAUCAAUCAUUCUGUUCAAUGAGAGAUCUACGGCCCUGUCACAUAAAAAUAAAUAAAUAUUGUGAAAAUAAAGAAAGAAGGACCACG
Rana temporaria (common frog) is the source of this 2539-nucleotide messenger RNA. RefSeq names its product kelch like family member 36 (gene KLHL36). Bases 341 to 2188 code for a protein of 615 amino acids. The transcript has 5 exons. The record is from RefSeq and is a predicted model, not a curated record. NCBI's taxonomy places the organism in Eukaryota, Metazoa, Chordata, Amphibia, Anura, Ranidae. Gene Ontology annotation, molecular function: cullin family protein binding.